Molecule: messenger RNA, 2592 nt
Organism: Microdochium trichocladiopsis
Lineage: Eukaryota; Fungi; Ascomycota; Sordariomycetes; Xylariales; Microdochiaceae
Product: Six-hairpin glycosidase-like protein
Exons: 8
Coding region: 1-2592 (863 amino acids)
Biological process (GO): carbohydrate metabolic process
Source: RefSeq, a predicted model, not a curated record
AUGCCGCGAAAGACGUCAUUUCUCGCUGGCUUGUGUCUUGCGACUGCGUUACCAGCUUGCACUGGAUUCUCCUUAUCGACCGGGCCGUGGCCUUCAAUCCCCCCGCGGGCAUCCUACACCGAGCCUGAUGGCGAUGAACAUGUUGGCCCUGCCGUCAUCGUCGAGGGUCUGACCAGCGACCUGGCCAACCCUCUAGGUUCCUCACCCAUGGUCUUCGACAGGGUGAACAAGACAUACACACUUGAUUAUGGUCGCAAUGUUGCUGGCAAGCCCUUCUUCCAAAUCGAGACUCUCGAUGACUUUGCCCAGAUCGAGGUCAAAUACACCGAGUCUUACAUUGGUCUGGAACACGCACAGGCCGAUGGUCCGUACGCGUUCUCCAAUGCUCUCGGCGCCACUUUCCGCGUUGAGACCUUCAAUAUCACCAAGACGGGAGAGUUCCGUGGCUAUUUCAUCCAAGGCGCGCAGCGUUGGCAGUCGAUCAAGCUUGUUCAUGGCUCCGGCUUGACCAUCAGCAAGGCCGGUUUCGUGUCAAGUAUCUCGAUGCAGCCGUUGGACAGCAUCAAGGGCUACUUUGCAGCCAGCAAUUCGUCGUACACCGACAUGUGGGCUCUCGGUCCACGAACCGAACAGCUCGACUGCUUUCCACCAGGCACACAGACCGCGACAUGGGACAUUACGCCACAGGGCGCGUACAUCCGUGGCCAGAAGCCCGCGAGUACAACGCACAUGACCAACGUCAACAACUACACGCUGACAUUCGAGACCAUGAUCGACUAUGGAGGUGUGGGCUGGCGUGUUGACACUGAGAUCGACGCCAUCCAGGCUACUGGGCCCAUCUUCGUCCUCACCAGCGAGUAUCCAGAAGGCACAUUUGCGAAUACGGAUCGCUCCCUCGUCCCGCCUAACACACUUGUGCUUGGCCGCGGGUGGUCCCUGCAGAAUCAAACCAGUCUCCCGGGUUUUGUCCUUGACAAGUUUCCGGUUGAUUUCGCUGUCAUGGAGAAGGAGUGGCACACCAUCUCCACCGUCUCACUGGGCGACAGCACGUACAAGGUCUAUUUGGACGGUAGGGAGAUCGCCGCUUUCAACAUCAGCUCCUAUGGAUUGGCCGACCCGAACCCAUUCAUCCCCGGCGGGGACAACAAGGGCUUCGCACUCGGCCCGUGGCAGGAUCAAGCGGCGUACUAUCGCAAUGUUAUCCUCACAUCCAACAACGGCAACCAGAUUUUGUACUCGAACAACUUGACAUCUAUGGAUGUGCUGCCCGAGUUCGGCGUGGCUACCAAUACCGACUACAUCUGCUCUGAUGGCGGUAAGCGAGACCGCUAUGCCUGGCUCGGCGACCGUCUCAUCUCUGCAAAGACCGGCUUGGCCUCGACCGGCGACUGGAAGUCUGUCUCAGGCUCGGCCGCGCAGUUCUUCUCCCGCCAGACGACGGCUGGUCAAUUACCUGCAAACACUUUGUUCAGCCCUCUGGAUACGCGGGGCGUCCUGAUCCGCACGGAGAAUGUCGAUCCCCUGCUUGUUGACUACGACUUUGAUACUGUCCAGGUUGUCCACGACUACUGGAUGCGCUCCGGCGACUCUGCUUUCAUCGAGAAAUACUACAACCAGCUGGUAGCCAUGGUCAGCUACUCUGUCUCCCGCGCGCUCGACCUGCCCACACAGCUCUAUGGCGCCCCAACUGGACCCAAGGGGAUUCCGCUAGGCGGACAAAAGGCUCAAGCUCUCGGUCCAGCAGAGACCAUCUCGAUGAUCCUCGGGCUCGAGCGCAUGGCCGACAUGUCCGAGUUUGUGAACAACACGCGCUCGGCGUUGUUCUACCGUGCCCAGGCCAACCUGUCGCGCGACGCCAUCGACACACGCCUCUGGAACGAGACGGGAGGCUAUUAUGCCGGGACGCUGGGAUUCGCGGGGUUCGACCUGAUGGAUGCCGCCCAGGUCUUACUCGCCAGGGUCGGCACGCCCGAGCGCCGUGCGAAAGUCAUUGACAACCUGGCGCCGCUGCGCUUGCCUGCAGGCUACAGCAAUGGCACGCGCUACGUCAACACGCCGGCCGUGGUGAACCCGUUCAACAUGGGAUUCUUGCUCCAGGGAUUCGCGAUGGAGCAGCGCACCGCGCUCGCGCAGGAGCUGCUCGAUAUUACGUGGGGCCCGAUGAUCCGGCAGGACAGGAACUACACGGGCACGACCUGGGAAUACUUGAGCGCCGACGGCGUAUACCCCGGUCUGGACCUCUUCACGUCCUGCUCUCACGGCUGGGGCAGCUACGCCACCGUCUUCCUGACGGACUACGUGCUCGGCGUGCGCGCCACGGCUCCCGGUUUCGCGACAUACACCUUUGCGCCACUACCGGGCUUCAAGUCGGAGUGGGUGCACGGUCGCGUGCCGACGCCUGCGGGGGAGAUCCUGGCAGCCUGGGGGUACGAGCCGAGCGGGAAGUUGGCCAUGGAGAUCACGGCACCUGCUGGGCUCAAGGGCACUGUGGUGGUCCCUUUUAGUGGACAGUACUCGGUCGAUGGUGGACAGGGGCAAGAGGGUGAGCUUGAGGUUGAGGGCGGGAAGACGGUCACGAUCUGUCAGUUGUAA